Kalmanozyma brasiliensis GHG001 is the source of this 1317-nucleotide messenger RNA. RefSeq names its product Ribosomal protein L2 domain 2. The transcript has a single exon. The record is from RefSeq and is a predicted model, not a curated record. Gene Ontology annotation, molecular function: RNA binding. The coding region runs from base 1 to 1317 and encodes 438 amino acids. NCBI's taxonomy places the organism in Eukaryota, Fungi, Basidiomycota, Ustilaginomycetes, Ustilaginales.
AUGUCGAGUACCAGCACAACCUCGGGCGUCAUGCGCUCACUGCGCCAUCUCAACAAACCAAUCAAGGGCACAAAGUUCGCCGUCAGAGCGCCUUCGCAUGCCGCACACCGUCCCAAGUUCGUUCAGCCCAAGGAUCGCGUGCCCUUCUGGAACAUUGUUCCGGGUGAUCAUGUCAAGCUCAGGUGUGGCCGAGUAGGUCAGAAGGAAGGUCUCGACUCGAAUGAAAAGAUCCGCGGCGAGGGAAUUGUGACCAGCAUCGACAGGCAAAAGAACUGGAUCUGGCUCAGAGACGUCGACGACAACAACAAGCUCGCACCAAAAGUCCUUCGCCACAUUGUUCCUCGCUUUGUCGACCCACUCGACCCAGAAAAGGGCUACGGACCCAACACUACCGAGAUCCCUCGUCCUGUGCACUACUCGAACGUCAUGCUCAAAAUUCCUGGCUCGGAUCAGUACGCGGUCCGCCUUUCGCGCUCAGCAGCAAAGUACGACAGACGCAAGGGCAUGUACAUGUGGAAGCGAUUUGCAACCAUCAAAGCCUCCGACGAGAAGUUUUCCGAGACCGGCAAGGCUUUCGAAAAGGUCGAGGUUCCCUGGCCAAGUCUGCCUGGCAAGCGCAGACAUCUGGACACCACCAUGAGCGAUCGAAAUGUCGUCGAGGGUGAGUCGUGGGCUCCAUGGAGGCCUGAGGACCCUGUUUUGCUGCCGGAGCGCAAAGGCGUCACAUCACCACAGUCCGAACGUCGAGCAGCGCUUCUCACUCUCGAGCGCAAGCAGCUUGAUGCAGAGAAGCAUGCCGGUCCCUCCGCCGCUCCUGAAGACGCUUUUGGCACCUACGCUGGUUUUGCACAAAAGUCUCGCGUCAAGCCACCUCCCAUCGCUCAACCUCCGACACCAGCAGAGACCGUUCGCGGUCGCACGGAUGCCGCUUCGGAAUGGGCCAGCGGCGACGCCAUCGAAGCACAUCGUCGCGAGGGUGGUCUUUCGUUCCUGUGGCGUGACUACCUUGACGUUGCCCCACAACAGGGCCCUGCCAGCGGAGGUAACUGGGGCGAAUUGCCGCCUACCACGACUAAGGGCGGGCUCGAUGCACGCAGGAGCAAGCGCGAUGGCCGUCUCACCGACGGUGUGAGUCGGAACGACGUCGACCGCAUGCCCAUCGAGCUGCUCAUGGCCAAGGAUCUGACCAACGAGCGUGGUCUCAAGUGGAGGAUGAGGAGGUGGAAGGACAAGCAGGUCGAGAACCAACAGGAUGCACUCGAGAUGCAGCGUUCGAGAUCCGAGCUGCUCAAGGAGUUGGACGCUCUCAAGAUCUAG